This is a messenger RNA of Calypte anna (Anna's hummingbird), 10268 nucleotides long. It is a transcript of the gene ATP2A2, whose product is annotated as ATPase sarcoplasmic/endoplasmic reticulum Ca2+ transporting 2. Gene Ontology annotation, cellular component: membrane. Bases 875 to 4006 code for a protein of 1043 amino acids. Gene Ontology annotation, biological process: intracellular calcium ion homeostasis; calcium ion transmembrane transport. NCBI's taxonomy places the organism in Eukaryota, Metazoa, Chordata, Aves, Apodiformes, Trochilidae. The transcript has 20 exons. The record is from RefSeq and is a predicted model, not a curated record. Gene Ontology annotation, molecular function: ATP binding; P-type calcium transporter activity; ATP hydrolysis activity.
GAGAGGGGCCCGGGCGGCCCAGCUCUCCUAAGUUACAUUAGAGCAGCUGCCGCCGGUGAGCGACCGGAGGGAGCGGGGAUAGAUAGAGCGGCGAGGCCGGGUGCGGGGAGCGAGAGAGGGAGCCCAAGCCGUGACGGCGGCAGCGGCCUGGGCUGGCGAGAGGGAGGAUCAGGCUGCUAAGAGGGGAGGGAGGCGAUUUCGACCCUUCCCGGCGGAGGCGAGCGGGGCAACGGCGCCUUUUUCUUCCCCUUCCUCCCACCUCUGUUAGGCCAGCGGGGUGAGCCGUGCCGUUCCGUGCCGUCAUCGCCCUCCGCGGAGGCGGCUCGGAUCCUGCUGAGAGGCCGCUCAGCCACCUGGACGCGGCCCAUCCCCGCGCAGGCACCGCCGAGCGCCCCGCACUCCCUCCCGCGCUCCUGAGGCGACAGAGGCUCCGGGGGCGCGCGCCUCUCCCCUCAGCACCCACCCGGGGCCGGGGAACUCCCUGAAGCCCCGCAUAUCCCUCCAGAGAGGCAGCUCAGCUCCCUCAGAGGCUUUGUGGGGUGGGAGGGGGGCGGGGGUUGUUAUUUUUUUUUAUUUUUAUUAUUAUUAUUAUUUUUCGGCGGUUUUCUUUUUUUUUUUAAUUUUUAAUUGUUUUUUUUUUUCUCCCCCUCCCGCCUCCUUCGAGCAGAGUGAGGCGCUGAGGUGGGCGCGAGGGCUCCUCUGUGUUGCGGGAGGGGUCUAUGGUUGAUAGGACGGGGGCGGUGGGGGAGAGAGCGAGGGGCUGAGGAGGGGUCUCGCCGCCGCGCCCGCCGCCGCUGAGGAGAAGGAGGAGGAGGAGAAGAAGAAGGAAGAAGAAGAAGAGGCGAGGCACCAUUUGCUGCUCCCUGCCCCAGCCAUGGAGAACGCGCACACAAAGACUGUGGAGGAAGUUUUGGCUUAUUUCGGCGUCAACGAAAGCACCGGGCUCAGCCUGGAGCAAGUCAAGAAGCUGAAGGAGAAAUGGGGCUCCAACGAGUUACCAGCUGAGGAAGGAAAAACCUUACUCGAGCUUGUGAUUGAACAGUUUGAAGACUUGCUAGUUAGAAUUUUGUUGCUGGCAGCUUGCAUAUCUUUUGUCCUGGCCUGGUUUGAAGAAGGUGAAGAAACAAUCACAGCAUUUGUAGAGCCUUUUGUAAUCUUACUUAUAUUAGUAGCCAAUGCAAUUGUGGGAGUGUGGCAGGAAAGAAAUGCUGAAAAUGCUAUUGAAGCUCUUAAAGAAUAUGAACCAGAAAUGGGCAAAGUGUAUCGACAGGACAGAAAGAGUGUGCAGAGGAUUAAAGCAAGAGACAUUGUCCCUGGUGAUAUUGUGGAAGUGGCAGUUGGAGACAAGGUUCCUGCUGAUAUAAGACUUACAUCUAUCAAAUCUACAACCCUAAGGGUAGACCAGUCGAUUCUCACAGGUGAAUCUGUGUCUGUUAUUAAACACACUGACCCUGUGCCUGAUCCUCGUGCUGUAAACCAAGACAAGAAGAACAUGCUUUUUUCUGGUACUAAUAUUGCUGCUGGGAAAGCUAUGGGAGUGGUUAUUGCAACAGGAGUAAACACCGAAAUCGGCAAAAUCCGUGAUGAGAUGGUGGCUACAGAACAAGAGAGAACCCCACUGCAGCAGAAACUGGAUGAGUUUGGAGAGCAGCUGUCUAAAGUCAUCUCUCUUAUCUGCAUUGCUGUUUGGAUAAUAAACAUUGGUCACUUCAAUGAUCCUGUUCAUGGUGGCUCCUGGAUCCGAGGUGCUAUCUAUUACUUUAAAAUAGCUGUUGCUCUUGCUGUUGCUGCUAUUCCGGAGGGUCUGCCUGCUGUCAUUACCACCUGCUUGGCUCUUGGAACCCGUAGAAUGGCCAAGAAGAAUGCUAUUGUUAGAAGUCUCCCCUCUGUGGAAACCUUGGGUUGUACCUCAGUUAUUUGUUCUGACAAGACUGGUACCCUGACCACCAAUCAGAUGUCAGUCUGCAGGAUGUUUAUCCUGGACAGAGUAGAAGGAGAUAGCUGUUCUCUGAAUGAAUUUACUGUAACUGGUUCAACAUACGCUCCCAUGGGAGAAGUGCAUAAAGAUGAUAAACUCAUUAAAUGUAGCCAGUAUGAUGGCCUGGUGGAACUUGCAACAAUCUGUGCUCUCUGUAAUGAUUCCUCUUUGGAUUACAAUGAAGCUAAAGGAGUGUAUGAAAAAGUUGGUGAAGCCACAGAAACAGCCCUUACCUGUCUGGUUGAAAAGAUGAAUGUAUUUGACACAGACCUGAAAGGACUUUCAAGGAUUGAACGUGCAAAUGCUUGCAACUCGGUGAUAAAGCAACUCAUGAAGAAAGAAUUCACUCUGGAAUUCUCAAGAGACAGAAAAUCCAUGUCUGUGUAUUGCACACCAAACAAACCAAGCCGUGCAUCCAUGACUAAGAUGUUUGUUAAGGGUGCUCCUGAAGGUGUAAUUGACAGAUGUACACAUGUUCGUGUUGGGAAUGCUAAAAUACCAUUAACCCCAGGAAUUAAGCAGAAAAUAAUGUCUGUCAUUAGAGAAUGGGGAACUGGUAGAGAUACAUUGCGUUGCUUGGCUCUGGCAACCCAUGACAGUCCACCUAAAAAAGAGGAAAUGAAUCUUGAAGACUCCACAAAUUUCAUUAACUAUGAGACCAACUUGACCUUUGUUGGCUGUGUGGGUAUGCUGGAUCCCCCAAGAAUUGAAGUGGCUUCAUCUAUAAAGCUGUGCAGGCAAGCUGGCAUCAGAGUUAUUAUGAUCACUGGUGAUAACAAAGGCACGGCUGUGGCCAUUUGCCGCCGCAUCGGUAUCUUUGUGGAAGAUGAAGAUGUUUCUACAAAAGCUUUCACUGGUCGGGAGUUUGAUGAGCUCUCCCUUGCUGCCCAGAGAGAUGCUGUCCACCAUGCCCGUUGCUUUGCUCGUGUAGAGCCCUCCCACAAAUCUAAAAUUGUUGAGUUUCUUCAGUCUUUCGAUGAGAUUACAGCUAUGACUGGUGAUGGUGUCAACGAUGCUCCUGCCUUGAAGAAAGCAGAAAUUGGAAUUGCUAUGGGUUCUGGUACUGCAGUGGCCAAAACUGCUUCUGAAAUGGUUUUAGCAGAUGACAAUUUCUCAACUAUUGUAGCUGCUGUGGAAGAAGGACGUGCAAUUUAUAACAACAUGAAACAGUUCAUUCGUUACUUGAUCUCUUCCAACGUUGGAGAAGUUGUUUGUAUCUUCUUGACUGCUGCCCUGGGUUUUCCUGAAGCUCUAAUUCCUGUCCAGCUGUUAUGGGUAAACCUUGUGACUGAUGGGCUCCCUGCUACUGCUCUGGGCUUUAAUCCUCCUGAUCUUGAUAUCAUGAAUAAGCCCCCACGCAACCCCAAGGAGCCACUGAUCAGUGGGUGGCUCUUCUUCCGUUACCUGGCUAUUGGAUGUUAUGUGGGUGCUGCCACAGUGGGUGCUGCUGCUUGGUGGUUUAUUGCUGCUGAUGGUGGUCCAAGAAUUAGCUUUUAUCAACUGAGCCAUUUUCUGCAGUGCAAAGAGGACAACCCAGACUUCUCUGGUGUCGACUGUGUGGUUUUUGAGUCUCCAUAUCCAAUGACAAUGGCCCUGUCUGUGCUUGUCACCAUAGAGAUGUGCAAUGCUCUCAACAGCCUAUCAGAAAAUCAGUCCCUGAUGAGGAUGCCCCCGUGGGAGAACAUCUGGCUGGUGGGCGCUAUUUGCUUGUCCAUGUCACUCCACUUCCUUAUCCUUUAUGUGGAACCACUGCCAAUUAUCUUCCAGAUCACACCUUUGAACGUGACGCAGUGGCUGAUGGUGUUGAAAAUCUCCCUUCCUGUCAUUCUCCUGGAUGAAACACUUAAAUAUGUGGCCCGUAACUACCUGGAACCUGGUAAAGAUGAUAGUGUGCAGCCUGCCAGCAAACCCUGUACUUUGUCAGCAUGCACCGAAGGAGUUUCCUGGCCGUUUGUGUUGAUGACUAUGCCCUUGGUUAUCUGGCUUUACAGCACAGACACUAACUUUAGUGAUAUGUUCUGGUCUUGACUGACAUGGUGACGAGUUUUACAUUCAAAGAAAACAAAGUUUAACUUAAUUUUUUUAUUGUUUAGAGCAACUGUCUAUUUCUGCUGAAUUUUCACAUGAACAUAUUUGCCGGUGAUGGAGGUUUCAUAAUCUAGAUUUUGGUUUUUUGCUUUUUUCUGACUUAAGUGGGGGCAAUAUAUUCCUCUUUUAUACACAGUUAAAGUGUCCAUUGACAUGUACAGAGAACUAACACUAUUUUAUGCAAAUAUUUUUUUGUAGAUGAAAAGCAUGUACAGUGUUCUGUUCAAUAUUCAUCGUGUAAAAAAAGUCAAUUUUUUUUGAGCCAGCGGACACUAUCAAACUAAAUUGGCAGCAGAUUUUAGGGAAUGAAUGUGUGUUGUCUAAAACUAAAAAAGCAUGUAACUGUUUGUCUUCUGCAUGAUCAUCCAAACUUAAUUUGUCAUAAAGUCAGGUUUUAUCCAUAAGCAGAACUUUCUGCACUGGUAGAGAGUACUGCUACCUCAGUCAGGAUUUCUUCUGUUUCCCCUCUUCCUGUUCCCUCACUCUUGGUUCUUGACUGUCCUUGUUUACACCACUUUCUGUAUGAGGUAUGCCUAAUCUUGCUCGUGCAGAAAAUGCCAUUCCAGGUGCAGCCUGCUGGGGUUCUUCCAUAUUCUGAACACACAUAGGGGUUUUUUUAAAGAUUAUUUAUUUGUCUAUUGUAUUUUAUUGUAACGGACCUUAUUUUGCCAGUGUUGCCCAUUAUGCAGGGCUAGGGAGGGCUACUUCUGUCUACUUAAAUCCUAACCCAAGCCUUUUUUACAAACACAAUCUGGUUUAAUUCCAAAAGAUGGUUUAAAUUGGGGUUUAAUACCUUAUUACACACAUCAGAUCCUUCCUUUGUCUUUUUUUACCCCCCUUUAAGAUCAAAACUUGUCAUGAGACCUGGAAAAAUAACUUGCACUGCAUAGCUAGAAAUUAGAUUUCCUACACUUAGGGCACUAAUAAUCAGUUGUAUCCAUGGAGUUACUCUGCUGGCCUGUUAGCCUGACUUGAAGUAACAAGCUCGUGUGUGUUUUUUGUAAAAUCUGUAAAUAGCACAUGACCAAAUUGAACAUAUUGUAUAGAACUAUUUUUAUUUUGAUGUGGCACUAACCACCUUCAUUAUUACGGUAAAUGUUAAAGCAUGUUUUCAGAUUCAGUCCUGUAUCAACAACGUGUAAGUCAUUAACAGUCCUAACUGUGGUGUUUUUCUCCAAUGCCUUCCAACUUUCAUCGACUAAAGUGAGUAUUUCUUUUCCAUUUCACCAUGCCAGUGGUGACUUGCUGUAAAAUAGCAUAUGCUGUAUACAUGUUGAAGAAUAAAUAGUAAUUUUCUUCAUUCCCAUGCUGUGUUUUGUCAAACUCUGCUGUGCUACAUUAUUAUCACCACUUUAGACUUUGUUUUGUGGCCUGAAGCUCAAAUUACUGAUUCCAAAGGCAAAGCACUUGCUUUUGGUUUAGUGUCUUUUAGGUCUUGUUUUAUAGCACCCAGGAGCCUUAGUGCCCCGAGAUCUUACAGCUUUUGGUCUUAAGUUUGAGAUAAAAUUGGACAAAUCUGUAACUUAAGACAGUGACAGCUGUUCACAUGUUUAGUGUCCAAAACAUUCUGGUACUUUUCAGGUGCUGGUUUGCUCCCAGGCUUUUUCCUGCUCUGAAACAGGGGAUGUCCCUCAGAGCUGACCCCCCUUCCUUUGUCUCUGGUAUCUGCAGUGCUCAAAGUGCAGGCAAAGUGCUACUCCUUGCAAAAGCAGCUGAUGAUUUCCAGUGAGUGGCAACACUUUGUAGAGUGGUCACAUGAAAAGACAAAAGAACAGUCUCAGCUUCACAGGAUAGUCUGUGGAAAUUUUACUAGGGUCAUUUUGUCUUUGUAGAGUAGCAGGUGCUGUGUUAUCUUCUGGCUCAGUAACCAAAUUCAAACAGCUUUCUGACUCCUCAUAGAGUUAAGUGAUAGUUGAAAGCCAUGUUCUGUUGGUGCCAGCUGGAAUCCAGUGAGCACACAUAAAUCUUUAGGUUUCAAGCUUUGAAAUGUAGAUGCUAACCUCAAAAUUCCCAGACCCUAUCUGAAAUUUCACUGCAUUGUGAAUCCUCACUGUUUAUGUAGACUUGGACUUGUUUAAGUGGAUGCUGAAGUGACUCAGGUGUGAGAGCUGGACCUGAUGAUGGAGUAGGUGUGUUGCUGAACUGUAAGCAUUUAAAUCCCAGUGAAUGCCCUCUUUAGUGUGGGAGAACUUGUCUUUGCCAACCUGAGGUUUUGCAUCCCACAGAAGCAAUGGCCAGCACCAGCCAUUUGCUGUAGUGAUAAUAAAUGAGCAAAGACUUGUCCCUAUUUCUUGCAACAGGACUGAAUAGGUUGUGAUUUAGGAUUCCUUGAGAUUGAAAUGUGUACAAGGGUGGUUCUUGCUGGAAACUGGUACUAGUGAGUGAGUUCUGUGUGCUCCCAACAUAAUGGAUAAACUUUUUCCAUGGAAUCUUGGAAUUCAGAGUGACCCUCUGGAGCACCAUGUUGGUGGGCUUUUUUUAGGCCAUGUAUCUGACUGUCACCAUGAAUGACUCUGCUUCUUGUACACCCCUAUUCCUGUCUAUUCUGCCAAACAAUCCUGCUCUAGACUCCCUUUUCCCUGUCUCUAAGAUGAAGGGAAAAAUGGCUGUCAAUAAGUGGAAUUCAGUCUUCAACAAGUUCUUUGUUGGGUCUCUGUUGAAGAUGAAUCUCUCUGCUUGUGUCAUGGAUUUCAGUACCGACAUCCAAGAGCUCGUUCAUAUCAGAUGUCUCGGGGCACUUACAUUUUUAGGGCCUUGUGACCCUUGGAGUUUGCCUUUGAAAGCUGGAUGACUGGUGGGUAAAUGGAGUGGCAUUCAUCCCUACUGGUUCUUGAGGUCACAGGGGCAGUCAGGUUUUGUAAGGUGCUCCUUAACAGCCCAAGAAAUCUUAAUUUUUCUCUUAAUGAUUCCCUUAUUUCUCCCAGUCUUUCUGUCCAAAAUUUUCCUAUAGAAAUAGAGCAAUAGGGCCCCUAUAAUCAUCACCUUUAGUCAGGUUCAAUGGCAGCUGUGGCUGUACUUUCAGUACUUCUGUUUUCCCAGUGUUGCCACUGCAUGGUAAAUAACAAUGUUAAGAUCUAUGAGGUUCCUCCCAGGCAGUGAGGCACCCUGCCCUUCAGUCCCUGUUCUCUUCAAGGUUCCUUAUGAUCUGGGAGCUGGAAUGCUGUGGGUCUGAUCUUAACCCUUCUCCAGCUGAGUCAGCUGGGGGAGGUUGCUCAGGUGUGCUCCUGGUGUUAGAAUAGCACAAGGCAGCUGAUGGAACUGUAGAAAUCCAGUGCAAGGUCAGAAUGCACUGCAAGGAAACACAUUAACUGAAACUAUUACCCUUAAUUGUAUAGAUCCUGCCAUUCUUCAGCUCUCAGCCCUUUCAUCCAGGGAGACCCAGGAGAGAGGACUUCUCAGUUUAGAAUAAACUUGCCAAAGUUGAAAUUCUUGCUUAUUUUUUUUGUUCCCUAUAAAUUUCCUCUCCAACCUGCUCGCUGCACUAGGGUCAUCUAGGGACAGAAAUAAGUAACUCUUCUUCUAAGGUGUUAGCCCUGGAAAUAGGUAAAUGGAAGCACUUAAGAGAAAUAGCUCAAAGUUACUCAGGCUUCGUGUCCCAUUUUUAAGAAAUAAUUUUAUACUUUUUAUUUCCUUUUGUUCUCAUUUCACUUAGCUUCUUCAUCUCUGCUGUUUUCUGGAUUCCUUAGUGUCCUCACAUACUGCUACUUAUUUUCUAGUGUGGGAGGUGUGUAAGACCAGGGGAUUGAUCCCACCUAACUGUAGGAACACCAGGAAGGAAACCAGUGGGGUGAAUUCAGUGUUCUCUAGUCCAUAUCAUUAAAGAACAUGAUCAGACAGAUGCAGCUGUACAUCAGAUAUUUAGGCAGGGGCUUUUAUCUUCACAGUGCCUUGGGCCCUCUCUGCUUUCAAAUGUGAGUGAUUCAAAGUGCUGUUUGUGAGCUACACAGUGAGCUGCUCCUUUAUACUGGCAUCUGAGCAAUAAAAAUAGUUCAUACUUGGUUUCCCAAAACACUAUUGCAAAUAAGUCUGAAAAAGGCUGCAGAAAAAAUACAUUGGUCUGUCAAAAAACUCUAUGAAGCUUGUGUUUGUAGGGAGACUGUUUUGGAGAAGGCUAAUGGUAAGAAAAUGAGUUUUUAAUCUGAUGAUAAAAUGCAGUACAGCAGUCCCCUGUCACUGUUCCAACAACACAGCUGAUGCCCAGAAUAUACAUGGUAAACAGCCUAAAGAUGGUUGAAUUUGCUGAGAUGAAGGGAGGUAAAACUGAUACAAAGCUGUCUGUCUCUUGCACCUGUCUUGUUUACUUUUUUGCACUUCUAACCAUUAACUGUUUCCCUAAUCUCUGCUAAUUACAUCCUUAAUUACAUUAAUAUGCAUUUUCAAAUCUUAGCAGGAGAGCCUAAAUUUUGUAGCAUUGAAGCAGUGUUUUGAAGAGCCACCCUCAAGUUCUAGGGACUCUUCUCUCCUAGAUGCAAGGCUGACUUUAUGCUGUAUGUUAAGGGUAAAGUACAGUAGUAGAUUUAUUACAUUGUACUCUACCCUUUGCCUACACAUUAAUCUGUGUAGUUAAAAAAACCUCUUCAAAGCUUCCCUCCUGCUUCCCAGAAUAAGCUGCAUAACUUGGAGGAGGGACAUUGUUAGGUUACUUGGGGGCCAAGCUUGCACCAUAAUGCCUUGAUUAGAAAAACACCCUUAAAGUGCUUCAAAACCUGAGCUCAGAGUUCAUAGUGUGGAGCUUUGAGGUGAAAAUGACAAAUCAGUGAGGCUUGCCUGCUGCCACGAGUCAGGCAGAGCAAGGCAAAAGCUGUCUGAACACAUCUGAAUUCUUUCACUGCAAUCCUCUGUGGGGCUGGUGCUAAAGGGAGCUCUGCUGCACCCAGAGCUGAGCCCCAAUCCAAAGGGUUUUAGUCUUAAAGUAACCUGAGAGUGUCCCUUCCAGGCCAGAGCAGCCAGUUAUCAAACUGAACAUUCUUUCUCCUGUCACUGUUGAUCUUAGUCUUGCUUGUAUAAUGAUACUCAGCAUUCCUCCUUUCAUUAACUGAUGCCUUUUCUUUCUUUCCUUUUCAGCAAUACUGGAGUAAUCGCUUCCUAAACAAUUUUGCAGAAAUGUAAGGUUGUUUUGUUGAGUGCAUGUGUUUUUUAGCAACACAUCUACCAAAACUUCUGCAUGUAUCAUGUGUAAAGAUUCUUUGCUUUCCCUAAAACAAAACUCAUUGUGUUCUCUGUGGAAGAAAAAUGUGUGGUACCAUUAGGACUUCAUUAUCCAGACGUACAGACGUGCAAUAUAGCUUACCCUAUUGGAAACUCUCUCCAGAGAAGUUUGGUUUCUGUGCUGCAUGGAGAAGAGUUUAUUUAUCCUUGAACAAGAGUUACGGAGCUGUCAGCCAAUUUUCCAUAUUUCUGUCUGUAAAAUGUCAGUUUCUACAAUGUACAAUAUCAAAACUAAUGCAUGCCUUUGGUUGUUGACAGAUUUUUUCUCUGUAUUGUAUCAUCCAGACAUACUACUCUAUAACAGCUUAUGUACAAUGCUAUCCUAUUUAUAAAACUCAUUGGAAAGAUUACAGAUGAAUGUUAAACCAUAAGCCUCCAGUUCAUAACUUUGGAUUUUUUUUAUCAUGUGUGCAAAUCGACCUCUUUUGCACUGUAAUGUAACUUAUUUAAAUUUAAGGCAGUAAGACAGAUGUUGGUGCAAUACAAAAUAUUGUGAUGCAUUUAUCUAAAAAGCAACAAAUUACUUAGCCAGUUACCACAACUGCAUGUGUGACCUUUAGAAAUUGUAAAUAAGAUCAAUUGUCUAUUUACAUGCUGACAGUAAGAAGCAUCACACCUAGUUUCAUUUGUAUCAGGUAAAUAAAUUUAUUCUACAAUACAUACUCUGUGUGUUAUUUUAUGCACUUUGUUUGCUGCAGGUACAUGCAUACAUACUUCAGCACUCUCUUACAUUAAUCCAGGAUGACACUUGUUAGCACCAACACCACUGCAAUCUUUCUUCCUAGAACUAUGCAGAUGCCAGCUGCUCCUCCAGCAGUAUUGACCUCCUCACUGCUGUGAUUUCCUCUCUCCAGGGGCUUUUGUGUGUGUGUGUGUUUAAGGGACACUGUCAAGUACUUUGAUCACUCGAGGUUUUGGUUGGUUUUUUUUUUUAAAUGCUCCAUUGUUUGUAAAAUCCCUCUGAGAAACUUAAAAUAAACAUUUCUUUCCCAAC